AAGCUCGUGAUAAGAAUUGCUCGUGAUAAGAAUUGUUUCUUUGCAGCAGUAAGUACUAGCAAACAGAGAUCACCAAAUCACACUGUAUAAAUUUACUAAGGAAUUUUCUUUACUCGUGAUCUCUUUCACUUUCUCUCUCUCUCUCUCUCUCUCUACAGGUAAUAAUUGCCUAUUUUUUGUUGCUUUAAACCUAGACACUUCCAACGAGAUUGCCAAAAAAAACUUCUCUUUUCAAACUCCAAACUUGAGCCAAAUAUCCUUCUUGUUGAACCUUUACAUAGAAAGAACUUAGCUUUCUUUUCUCCACUAUCCUUUUUCACUUGAAGAAAUUGUUUUUUUCUUCAUUUUUAGUGGAAAAAAGGAGUCUUGAAAAGACCCUUUUGAAUUUGAAGUGAUUUUUUGAGUUAAAAAAGGUGUUUUGGAGAUACCCUUUUGGAUUUUGAAGUGAUUUUUGAGGAAAAAAAGGAGUUUUCGAGAUACCCUUUUGAUAUUUGAAGAUUUUUUUUGAGGAAAAAGGAGUUUUGAGGAUACCCUUUUGGACAUUGAAGUGAUUUUUGAGGAAAAAAAGGAGUUUUGAGGAUACCCUUUUGGAUUUUGAAGUAAUUUUUGAGGGAAAAAAAAGGAGUUUUGAGUUUUGAAGAUACCCUUUUGAUAUUUGAAGAUAUUUUUGAGGAAAAAAGGAGUGUUGAAAAUAUUCUUUUGGAAUUUGAAGAGAUUUUUGAGGAAAAAGAAUGGGAAACUGUGGAAGAAAUGGAGGAGUGAGGCAAUAUAUAAGAUCAAAAGUUCCACGUUUGAGAUGGACACCUGAUCUUCAUCAUUGUUUUGUUCAUGCUAUUGAAAACCUUGGUGGCCAAGACAAGGCUACUCCUAAGCUUGUUCUUCAGAUGAUGGAUGUAAGAGGACUUACUAUUUCUCAUGUCAAAAGCCAUCUUCAGAUGUAUAGAAGCAUGAAGGGUGAUGUCAACAGGCAAGACAGAAUCAGCACUCAACCAAGAAAGCAACAGUCCUUAGAAGAUCAUGAUUGUCAUUAUCAACAAGAAGAAGGAUGUGUUGAGCAAGAAAAGCUUUUGGUUUACCGACAUCCAUCUUUUAGCAGCAGCCCCAUGGACAUGGAGAGAUCAGAUUCUACUCCAUAUUUUAACUGGAGUGUUCAACCCACAAAAAGAGCUCGAAUUGAGAACUGCAACAGCCAGAGAAUACGUGAAGCAGUUGCCAAUCCGUACAACAGUAGAAAUAAUUAUAACCAUAGCAUGGCUGAUAAAAGUUUAGCAAAAGAAGGGGAUAAGAAUGGUUUCAUAUGGAAACAAAAUAGUGAAACAGAAAGAGAAACAACACAUCCAUUGUGCAAUAGUACUACUCAUGUCUUUAGAAGCAACAAUGAAGUUCAAGAAUCUGAAUUUUUCAAGGAGGUGAUGACUCAAGAUUCAUAUCGGGAAUCAUCAAAGACAUGCAAAUUUGGGGGCUCGAAGAAGAUAGAAAAUGGUAGAGAAGAAGAAGAAGAAGAAGAACACGACGAAUGUGGAUUAUCCUUGUCUCUCUCGUUGCACCAUCCUUCAACUCAAAGGAGCAACGCUUCGUCCACAAUAAGUGAAAUUAGUGAAGCAAUUUCUUCGUACUCAGCAGGCUCCAAUGUGAAUAAUCAUCAGUAUCACUGGCUUUCUUCUUCUGAGAAGCUUAGUGUUAAUCUUGAUUUAUCUAUUGCCUUGUGAGACUUCCAUGCAAAUUAAAUUCCCCUUAGUGAAUUUUAAUUUUUAGUCCGAUUUGGAGGGGUGAUGUUUUUACUUUUUUUACUGUAGUGUUUCUCUCUUUUUUCCCUGUAUUACUAUUUGUUACCCUAGCUCAUGUUGAUAUCAGAGAAACGCUUCAGUAACUUAAAGUACUCGAGUAUUGUUGUAGUCCAUUGUAACUUUUAUGUAGUUUGUCGUUUGAGUUAUCUACGAUUUCACAUUUGUUUGA
Molecule: messenger RNA, 1956 nt
Organism: Lycium ferocissimum
Lineage: Eukaryota; Viridiplantae; Streptophyta; Magnoliopsida; Solanales; Solanaceae
Product: putative Myb family transcription factor At1g14600
Exons: 6
Coding region: 732-1709 (325 amino acids)
Molecular function (GO): DNA binding; DNA-binding transcription factor activity
Source: RefSeq, a predicted model, not a curated record